UGGGCUGUUUUAAAAGGAGGCCCUACGGGUUUGGAGACUAGCUGGUUUCUCUGUCUGCUUUGGCCUUGGAGGUGAGUCUGCCUCAGGGCCUGGAGCUCCUCCCCGCCACACUGUAGCGAGCUCCGGAGAGCUCAGCACUCAGCCCAUGGAGCCUGCGUCUCCAACCCCGAGCCCGCAGCCUCUUCCGAUGGCCUACGAGGAGACCUCGCCGCGGGACGCAGAGGGCUCAGAAGUGCUGGUCACAGACUUCAGCAACCUGACUCUCAAUCCUGGUGCGCUGCGCCCUACUCCAUUCGAGGUGUCGCCACCACAACUGCGGGAUGACCAGAGCGAGGACAGAGAAGACAGGCGCGACCGACGGCGCCAGGAACCGAACCUGCGGCGGGUGCCUCCCCUCUUGCGCAGGCGCGGUGUGCGCACCGUGCAGUCUGAGCUGCGCAGGGACCGGCUGAUACGUAGGCUGCUCAGGGCCGAGCCCUGGCUGUUCCUCAGAGGAAUAGUGAGAAACAAGAGUCCGAAGGGUGUCAAGGAUAAACCAAGAAGCGUGCCUUUCAAGUGCUCGUGCAGCUUUUGUGUCACUCAUCAAUGGGAUCCUUCUGAGAACGCUAGAAUAGGGAGUGAGUAGAAUACACAGUUAGUGGAGGCCUGAGUCUUAGACAAUCUGUAGUUCAAACGAAGGAUGUCGACACACUUUGCGUUUUGAUUGACCCAGAGGGCUCUAGUAGGUCUCAAAUCUACUCUAUUUUAAAAGCUUAAAAGUCUAAGAUGAACCCCAAGCAUAAAUAGAUUUUCUGAUUCUUAGAAAUCUGAGUUACAAUAAAAGGAAAUUUUGAUGUACUGUUUGUUGCCAGAUGAUCUUAUUAAAAUUGACUGUUUAAAAACAA
Molecule: messenger RNA, 884 nt
Organism: Cavia porcellus (domestic guinea pig)
Lineage: Eukaryota; Metazoa; Chordata; Mammalia; Rodentia; Caviidae
Gene: Dppa3
Product: developmental pluripotency associated 3
Exons: 4
Coding region: 146-625 (159 amino acids)
Biological process (GO): epigenetic programing of female pronucleus
Cellular component (GO): nucleus
Source: RefSeq, a predicted model, not a curated record